Cadophora gregata is the source of this 396-nucleotide messenger RNA. RefSeq lists its product as uncharacterized. NCBI's taxonomy places the organism in Eukaryota, Fungi, Ascomycota, Leotiomycetes, Helotiales, Ploettnerulaceae. Bases 1 to 396 code for a protein of 131 amino acids. The transcript is spliced from 2 exons. The record is from RefSeq and is a predicted model, not a curated record. Gene Ontology annotation, molecular function: protein binding.
AUGUCGUACAUGAGGGUUCCCCAAGAGAAAGAAGCUAUCGACUCAUGGCAAAUGGCAAUCGAGGGUCUCACCAACAACGGUCCUGACGAUCCACUCAUUGCGAUAUGGCCUACAAUCAAUCUUGGUCUACUCUAUGCUGUCACAGGACGGGGAAAUGAGGGCUAUGAUAUAGUUUCUCCCAUCCUUUCUGCUCGGGACAAGGCUUUUGGAAGAGAUGACAAAUCGGCUUUUGAAACUGGGCGGAUCCUCUAUGUCAUGGGUCAUAUUCUCGUCUCACAAGGGAAACCAGAUGAUGGCCUUGAAUUCUUUCUAGAAGCUCUGGAAAAUUUGAGAGUUACUUUAGUAAUGGUCAUUGGCAAACUGCUGACAACUGUUACUCCCUGGCAUUUCAGCUAG